AUGUGGGCCUGGCGGUGGGCGCUGGCACUGCUGGCGCUGGUGGCCUUGUCCCCAGGGCCAUCAGGGGCCGAGGAGGGCCUGGACUUCCCCACAUACGAUGGCGUGGACCGUGUGGUGGCCGUCACCAGCAAGAACUACAAGGCGAUGCUGAAGCGCUACCCGGUGCUCGCCCUGCUCUACCACGAGCCCGUGGGCAGCGACCGGGCGGCCCAGCGGCACUUUGAGAUGGAGGAGCUCAUCCUGGAGGUACCCUGGGGACAGGGACACGCUGGGGAUGGGGACACGCGGGGCAGGGGGACACAUGGUGUGGAGGAGCGGGGGCUGACGGAGGAGGAGAGCAUCUACGUGUUCAAGGAGGAUGAGGUGAUCGAGUAUGACGGGGAGCUGGCAGCUGACACGCUUGUUGAGUUCCUGCUGGAUGUGCUAGAGGACCCUGUGGAGUUCAUUGAGGGUGACCACGAGCUCCAGGCCUUCGAGAACAUCGAGGACGAGCCCAAACUCAUUGGCUACUUCAAGAACGAGGACUCAGAGCACUUCAAGGCCUUUGAGGAGGCAGCUGAGGAAUUCCACCCCUACAUCCCCUUCUUUGCCACCUUCGAUCACAAGGUGGCCAAGAAAUUGACGCUGAAGCUCAAUGAGAUCGACUUCUAUGAGCCCUUCAUGGAGGAGCCAGUCACCAUCCCCGACAAGCCCAACAGCAAGGAGGAGAUCGUGGAGUUUGUGGAGGAGCACAAGAGGAAGAACCCCAGGUACCAGCACAGACUAGGGGUUGACCUGCUGGAAAGCAGCUCCGCAGAGAGCGACUUGGGAGUCCUGGUAGACACCAAGUUCCCCAUGAGGCAGCAGGGUGCCCUUGUGGCCCAGAAGGAGGACGACAUUGACGGGAUCCACAUCGUGGCCUUCGCUGAGGAGGAUGAUCCGGAUGGGUUCGAGUUCCUGGAGAUCCUCAAGGACGUGGCCCAGGACAACACGGACAACCCAGACCUCAGCAUCAUCUGGAUCGACCCUGAGGACUUCCCACUGCUCGUCCCCUACUGGGAGAAAACCUUCAACAUCGACCUGUCCCGGCCCCAGAUCGGAGUGGUCAACGUCACCGACGCCGACAGCGUGUGGCUGGAGAUGGCGGACGAGGACGACCUGCCCAGCACGGCCGAGCUGGAGGAGUGGAUCGAGGACGUGCUGGAGGGCGAGAUCAACACCGAGGACGAUGACGACGACGACGAUGACGACGACGACGAUGAUGACGACUAG
Messenger RNA from Tinamus guttatus (white-throated tinamou), 1251 nucleotides. The record is from RefSeq and is a predicted model, not a curated record. Lineage: Eukaryota; Metazoa; Chordata; Aves; Tinamiformes; Tinamidae.